Arachis ipaensis is the source of this 1158-nucleotide messenger RNA. RefSeq names its product phosphoglycerate mutase-like protein AT74. Gene Ontology annotation, molecular function: catalytic activity. NCBI's taxonomy places the organism in Eukaryota, Viridiplantae, Streptophyta, Magnoliopsida, Fabales, Fabaceae. The record is from RefSeq and is a predicted model, not a curated record.
UCAUCAAAUCCCACCCUGUUCAACAAAGAUGGAAUAAUAAUCAUACACGUUUACAGCUGCAGCAUCUUGACCAAACAAACCAUGUUCCUACGAAAACAUAGUAAAAGAAUUUAAGAAAUAUGAAUCCCCAGUGGCUCCAACCUCCAGCUAUAUAUGCCAACAAUUAAACAUAACAUAAACACCGCGUAGUACCAAAAUAACAAUAGAAUAUGCUUCCGAAAAGAAUAAUCCUGAUGCGGCACGGCGAGUCACAAGGGAACCUUGACACGUCAGCAUACACAACAACCCCCGACCACGCCAUCCAGCUGACUCCGCAAGGGAUCCAGCAGGCCCGGCGCGCCGGGGGCGAUCUCCGGCGGCUGAUGUCCGGCGAGGAAUGCUCGCCGGAGUGGCGCGCGUACUUCUACGUGUCGCCAUACGCGCGUACAAGGUCGACGCUGAGGGAGGUUGGGAGGAGGUUAAGCCGGAAGAGAGUGAUAGGGGUGAGGGAGGAGUCUCGGAUUAGAGAGCAGGAUUUCGGGAACUUUCAGAUUGAAGACAGGAUGAAGGCUGUGAAGGAGACGCGUGAGAGGUUUGGAAGGUUCUUUUAUCGCUUUCCCGAGGGAGAAUCUGCCGCCGAUGUAUUCGAUCGCAUCUCAAGUUUCUUUGAAUCUCUCUGGAGGGACCUUGACAUGAAUAGGCUUCGUCAUGAUCCUUGCAAUGAUUUGAAUCUUGUGAUUGUGUCUCAUGGGCUGACAUCACGUAUUUUCCUAAUGAAGUGGUUCAAAUGGACAGUUGAACAGUUUGAGCACCUAAACAAUUUUGGCAACUGCGAGUUCCGGGUCAUGCAGCUAGGAACUGGCGGGGAAUACAGCUUAGCAGUUCAUCAUACAGCACAAGAAAUGCUGGAAUGGGGCCUCUCCCCUGAGAUGAUAGCCGACCAAAAAUGGCGUGCCACCGCAUGCAGGGGUGACUGGAAUGAUCAGUGUCCGUGGUACCUUGAUGCUUUUUUUGAUCAUCUUCCUGACUCUGACGAUGAGAUUGCUGAAAAGGAAGAUGAAACAAAUACAUGAAGCAUAUGUCCAUAACGAGCCAGCUAAUUGGGGGUUAAAGAUUCAUUUUCAACAUUCUAAUUGAUACUAGGUUGGUCUUCUUUUUCUUUUUAAGUGAUAAAAGAAA